Molecule: messenger RNA, 2463 nt
Organism: Eruca vesicaria subsp. sativa (arugula)
Lineage: Eukaryota; Viridiplantae; Streptophyta; Magnoliopsida; Brassicales; Brassicaceae
Source: the annotation of a GenBank genome assembly
CCCUAAUCCGAGCCAACCUCCUUCCCAAAGCCCAUUACAGCGCGUUUGAUUCUACUUCCCGCCGUUGCUCCCUCCCCCUCUCUCUCUCCGCGAUUUAAUGGAUCCAAAUCCUCAAGAACUCCUCGCCGACACCAACGUCUCAUCAGAUUCACAACUUCCAACCACCACUAGGCGGAGGAGGAAGAGAAAAUCUAUGGUUUGGGAUCACUUCACAACCGAAGCCACGAGCUCUGACACCACAAAAGCCUUUUGCAAACACUGUAACAAGUCAUACGCUUACAUAAACGGCGCUAAAGCCUCUGGAACUAGUCACCUAAAGCGUCACAUUGAGUUAGGUAUCUGUGCUAAGUGCCCUCAGACGAGUCUCACUACCCCUCAAGUCAAGAACGAGAACGAUUAUUCUUCUUGUCAUCCCAAGAAACGUUCUUUUGUCGCUUUAGAUGAAGAUUUUUGUAGCCGUGAGAUGGUUAAGAUGAUUGUCAUGCAUGAUUACCCUCUUCACAUGGUGGAGCAUUCUGGUUUUGGUUGUUUUUUAAAGGCGCUUCGUCCUCAGUAUAGUGUGGCGAGGUUUGAUACUGUUCUUGGGGGUUGUGUUGGUAUGUUCUUGUCUGAGAAGGAGAAGGUUUUGGAGUUUAUUGGGGAGAUUCCUGGCGGGGUUAAUCUUACGGUUGAUGUGGGGGUGUCUAAGGAAUCAGUGGGUUAUGCUUUUGUGACGGGACAUUUUGUUGAUAAAGAUUGGAAUUUGAGUCAUCGUCUUCUGAAUGUUGCGGUUGUGGCUUGUCUUGAUUCGGAUUUGGCGUUGAACCGGGCUGUUGCGGGUUGUUUAUCUGAUUGGAAACUGGAGGGGAAGAUUUCGAGCAUCGCUGUUAGCCAGUCGUUAGUGAGCAAAACGUGUGUUGAGAGUCUCAGAGGUUUCUUGUCGUCUAGGAACCAGCAUGUGUUGAAUGGUCAGUUGUUGAUGGGGAAGUGCUACGCUCGUGUUUUAAGUAGUAUGGCGUUAGAUGCGCUUGUAGAUGAGAAGCUUCAAGUAAUUGUAAAGAAAGUUAGAGAUAGCAUCAAGUUUGUUAAGACGAACGACGCUUGUGGAGAUAAGUUUGAUGAAUUGAAGAGACUGUUUCCGACUGAUGUUCCGUAUAGUGAUCUUCUCUUUGACAACCAAACGAGAUGGGACACGAGUUACAACAUGUUGGUGGCUGCGUGUGAACAUAGACAAGUGUUUUCUUGUUUGGAAACAUGCUAUCCUGAAUACAAAAUAUCAAUAUCUCCUGAAGAGUGGGGAAAGAUUGAGAGCCUAUGCUCGUGCUUGAAGGUUCUUUUCGAAGCGGGUAAUGUCUUGACUAGGCCAAACCAUUUGACAGCAAACGAUUUGUACCAUGAGAUGACCAAGCUACAGCUAGAGCUGAGCCACGCAGCCAUGUGUGAAGACUUGGAUGUCAGGAACCUUGCGAACUCUAUGAGGGAGAAAUUCGACUUGUACUGGAGAGGAUGCUUCCUGGUUUUGGCGGUUGCGGUGGUCAUGGAUCCUCGGUUCAAGAUGAAGCACAUUAAGGAAACGUUUACGAAUGCCUAUGGUGAGGAUGCUGAAGACUGGAUCAAGAGCGUCAGUGACGCCGUCCAUGAUCUGUUCCUUCAUUACAGUGAACACAACCUGGAUGAUUAUGUGGAUCAUGAAUAUUCGGAAAUAGAGGUGGCUCAAGAACCUGAUUUCCAACAAGACAUACCUCAAGAUGCACAAUCAGUAGAUGAGACAAGUCCACAAGUAGAGCAAAUCAUAGAGUCGCAUUCAGUAACAGAGGAAGAGCACGCCUCAAUAACAGUAGAGGAAACUACAGUGUGUAAAGUAGAUAAGCUGAGUGUGGAAGGGGUAUGUGAGGUAGUGAGUGAAGAGGAUCAGCAACUUGGUGAUGAAUCUCAAACACAUACACUAGCAGAGGAAGACCACACGUUGUUUAUGGGUGACGAGCUUCUCGAGGAAGGGUCUACACUCGUCACAAUAGGAGACUUUGAGAUUGAUAUGUCACUGUCAGAUAUGAAAACGGAGAUGGAUCAAUACCUAGAUGAAUCUUUGGUUCUGAUGUCUGAUUCCUUCGACGUUUUGAACUGGUGGAGGCUCAACAGCAACAACUACCCUACCCUCUCAAAGAUAGCUGUUGAUCUUCUCUCCAUACCUUUUAGCACAGUCUCACCUGAUUCCGUAUUCGACACAGAAGUGAAGCAGAUGGACAGUUACAGGACUUCUCUUCCUCGUGUAACCUUGGAAGCUCUCUUGUGCACCAAGGACUGGCUCAAAAACCAAACACUAUGAAAAAAAAUCUUGAGGUUUUAACUCUGUUCUUUAGAUUCGUUUUGAAGUUAGUUUUGGGUAACUGAAACCAUGUUGUAAGUGGAAGGAAACUAUCAGUAUUACCAUUCGCCUUUUGAUUGCAUUGAUGUAUUGGAUUCUGAUUCAGUCUCACUCAUGAA